AUGGAACCUUUUAUACAGCCUCACAGAUGUUUGACAGUAUCUUCACCAUCCGUGCUUUUGUUGAUGCUGUUAUGUUUCCGCUCAUUACUGCCGAAGAGAGAUACAAACACCUACAUUAGAUUAUUCACGCUUCUGAAAGACAUUGCCGUUCGACAUAACCUGAACUUCUCACCGAGCACAGUUAGCCUUGAUUUCGAAUGUGCUUCUCGUAAUGCCGUCACUCAGACAUUUCCAGCAGCAGAACUCAAAGGAUGCCUGUUCCACUACACAAAAGCCAUUUGGAAAAAGACGCAAGAAUAUGGACUUCAAACUGACUACAAGAACCUUCCCGAAGUCCAGAAACUUUUCCGCCGGGCAGCAGCUUUGCCACUUAUUCCACUACACCAAGUUGAAGAUUACUGGCUACAUGCCCUAGAAGAUGCCCCACAGAGAGAAGACUGCCAGAAACUCACUCAUUACGUCACAGAGACAUGGAUUGAAGGGCGACAUCCACAACCAACAUGGAACCACUUCCUAACCGAAGGACCCAGAACCAAUAACCACUUAGAAGGAUGGCACAAUAAACUUAAGAAGAGAGUGAAGACAGCACAUCCCAACAUCUACAAGAUAAUCGAGGAGUUCCAGCGACUUCAAGCAGCUACCGAGGUGAAGAUGAUUCAAUAUGCAGCAGGUGGACAGAGACGAAAAAAAGCAAGGAAGUACAGAGGAGUGGAAGAACGUCUAGCAAACCUAAAGACUGAUCUGUUGAAUGGGACCAAAGACUUCAUCCAGUAUGGGGACAUUCUACAUUCUGAAACUCAGUGA
Messenger RNA from Ylistrum balloti, 804 nucleotides. RefSeq lists its product as uncharacterized. The transcript has a single exon. The coding region runs from base 1 to 804 and encodes 267 amino acids. Lineage: Eukaryota; Metazoa; Mollusca; Bivalvia; Pectinida; Pectinidae. The record is from RefSeq and is a predicted model, not a curated record.